CGCUAGGGGCGACCCAGGCUGCGGCCCUGAAUUGCACAACACGGCGUGCGCGCAUCGUCGUCCAUGUCGCGUCUCGAGUCCGUCGACGGCGUCCGUCCAGUCGAGUUUACGUGGCUGCAGGAGCCGGAGGCGUGGAUGCCCGACGCGUACGACGAGGGCACGAGAGGUCAAACCGCGCUGAAGAGCCUGCGCCGCAUCGUCUACAAGAGGGAGUCGCCGGCGCCACUGCCGAGCGACGAGACGACCAGCGGGCCGGCUGCGCUGUACCUGCAGCACGCGCUCUGCCCCGCCCGGGUGAGCCCAGCCACCAUUCGCACGAUCGCGCUCACGUGCAAGUCGUGGAACCGUUUCGCCAAGUUCACUCUCCAGUCCGCCGACUUCGACGCGUAUUGGAAGCGCGUGCUGUGGGGCAUGGCGCCCCGCAGCAUGCUUCACCCGGAGUGUGCGAGCAAGGAGAGGCUGCGCGGGUGGCUGCGCGGCGUCGACGAGCGCGAGUGGCUCCACGUCGAACGCCUCGCCGCUCUUCUGUGCCAUUUCUGCAACAUCCAUCCGCCCAAGCGUCUCGCAACCGACGGACAGGCGGCGGCCGCUGUCGACUUCGAAGGCUGGAUGCGCCUGCACUUCGACCCGUUCGUGGCCGACGGUGGCGAGAACAUCUCCGAGGUGGAGCAGGAGAGAGAGGCGCGGCGUCGGCGCGGCGAGGUGGACUGGGACGGAGAGCACAUCAUGACGACCCUGGCGAGCCGUGUUUGCUACAGUAUUCAGGACUUCGUCGAGUGGUCCUUCAUGCUGAGCGGAUCUGCCUGCGGCUCCUCCACCCCUCGGACACUGCGCUGGCUCCUCGGCCGCCUAAACAUGCGCUUCCCCACAUCGGGUGGCACCGGCCGGAACCAGUGGCCAUGCAGCGAGGCGGACAACACGGCGCUCGUGCGUCUGCUCAAGCUCUACGCCCCGAUGCUGCCUCAGCGCGCGGACAGCGAAGCCGCGCUUGACUUCCGUGAGGAAGGCGACGACGGCGAGGAGGCGGGCGGCGGCGGCGGCGACGACGACGCGCCCGAGCCCGUGCGCGUGCUCUGCCGCCUGAUGGAUGCUGAGGACCCGUGGAAUCAGCGAGGAGGAUCGUACUCGUUCUAUGAGGAGUCGCCCUACUAUGAGCGCCCGUACGACGACGACGACGACGACGACGACGACGACGACGACGACGACGACGACGACGAGGAGGACGACGACGAGGAGGAGGACGAGGAGGAGGAUGAGGAUGGCGUGGGGUACUACGACUGACGUGCUGUAGCGAUUGAGCCGAGCAGGGUUCGAGUACGCCGUCG
Messenger RNA from Emiliania huxleyi CCMP1516, 1325 nucleotides. RefSeq lists its product as hypothetical. The transcript has 2 exons. The coding region runs from base 64 to 1281 and encodes 405 amino acids. The record is from RefSeq and is a predicted model, not a curated record. Lineage: Eukaryota; Haptophyta; Isochrysidales; Noelaerhabdaceae.